This is a messenger RNA of Staurois parvus, 342 nucleotides long. The record is from the annotation of a GenBank genome assembly. NCBI's taxonomy places the organism in Eukaryota, Metazoa, Chordata, Amphibia, Anura, Ranidae.
ACCGGUCCCAGAUGGAGAUUCCCCACCAGCACCCAGCGAUCACUGAGUAUCACUGACAGGGGAGAGACCUUAACAUACUGCUGUGUAUGUCUCUGCACAACAGAGACAUACACAGCAGUAUAUGUUUCCCUAGUAAAACACACACCCAGCACACAAAGUAAAACAGCACACAGUUAACCCCUGUGUGAUCGCCCCAGAUGUUAACCCCUUCUUGCCCAUUGUCAUUAGUACAGUGUCAGUGCUUUUUAUUAGCACUAAUCACUGAAUUAGUGUCAUUGGGAUGUCAGUGGCAGUUAGUCAGUUCCCCCCCAGUGUCAGAAUGCCCGCCACAGUCCCGCUAUA